Molecule: messenger RNA, 677 nt
Organism: Thecamonas trahens ATCC 50062
Lineage: Eukaryota; Apusomonadida; Apusomonadidae
Exons: 1
Coding region: 12-677 (221 amino acids)
Source: RefSeq, a predicted model, not a curated record
UCCAACUGACCAUGGCCCUCUCCGACCUUGUGCUUGCAGCCACUGCAGGCUUCUUUGCCCGUGCCAUCGCCCUGGCCACCGCUGCUGCUCCGCUUGCUGCCGACAUGGUCCCUGCAGGCGCCCUGGGUCUGGGCGUGGUUGCCGCCGCAGCGGCAGUCGGCACGCUGCGGUUCGCCUUGGGGGCAGGCAAGGCCUCCAUGCUGGGCAUGAUCCAUGCUCAGCUUGCCUCUGCGGCGUCAAACGUUGGAAUUGUACUCAUUGCUGCCGAUGUGGCCUUUACCCUGGCUCCGCGCGCACUCGGCGCGGUGCUCCCGCCUUCGAUGUGGGCCUCUGCCGUCGCUGCCGUCAUUGCCGGCCAUAUUAUCCUCGGCUCGCGAGUUCCGGGCUAUGGCGCCGUGCUGCCGCUGGUGGCGGUACUUGCUGCUGCCGGCGCCGGCAUCCGGGCCGAGGACCAUGUCGAUCCGCUGCUCGGCUACACGGCGGUCGCCGGUGCGGCGUGCAUCGUGGUGGCGGCCGCUGUGGGCGUCAGCGGCGAGCUCCGCGGCAUCUACCGCGUCAACAUCUUCCACUACGUCCUUGCCUGGGCGCUGUGGCUCUGGGCCAAUGUUCUGCUGGACACACGCGGCGUCGGCGGCGGGCCGCGGCCAGGCCUUCUCCUGCAUCUCGCGCCCGAGUAG